Messenger RNA from Lagenorhynchus albirostris (white-beaked dolphin), 3268 nucleotides. RefSeq names its product biogenesis of lysosomal organelles complex 1 subunit 6 (gene BLOC1S6). The transcript is spliced from 5 exons. The record is from RefSeq and is a predicted model, not a curated record. The coding region runs from base 97 to 615 and encodes 172 amino acids. Gene Ontology annotation, biological process: intracellular transport. Gene Ontology annotation, cellular component: BLOC-1 complex; extrinsic component of membrane; transport vesicle. Lineage: Eukaryota; Metazoa; Chordata; Mammalia; Artiodactyla; Delphinidae.
GCUUCUGUCCCGGUGGGCUCUGUACGCGUUCGGUGCUUCCUUACUGUACCUGACAGUCUGUACUACUGCCCCUUCCCUGUUCCCAGCGGGAGGGACAUGAGUGUCCCUGGGCCGCCUUCCCUGGACGGGGUCCUGGCAGGGCCACCCGACGGCCUGGAGUCCGGGGGCCCGACGCCGGGUUUAAGUGACACUUCUCCAGAUGAAGGGUUAAUAGAGGACUUGACCAUAGAAGACAAAGCUGUGGAGCAACUGGCAGAAGGCUUGCUUUCUCACUACUUGCCAGAUCUGCAGAGAUCAAAACAAGCUCUCCAGGAACUCACACAGAACCAAGUUGUAUUAUUAGACACACUGGAACAAGAGAUUUCAAAAUUUAAAGAAUGUCAUUCUAUGUUGGAUAUUAAUGCUUUGUUCACUGAAGCUAAACACUAUCAUGCCAAGUUGGUGAAUAUAAGAAAGGAGAUGCUGAUGCUUCAUGAAAAGACAUCAAAGUUAAAAAAAAGAGCACUUAAACUGCAGCAGAAGAGGCAAAAAGAAGAGUUGGAAAGGGAGCAGCAACGGGAGAAGGAAUUUGAAAGAGAAAAGCAGUUAACUGCCAAACCAGCUAAAAGGAUGUGAGAAGUUGGAUGUUUGUGUCCUUCCUUCCCCUGUUCAUGUUCUGGAUUUAAGAUGACCCAGUGUAGACUGAAGUUAAGGUAGUGCCUUAUACCAUUGUGUUAUGUUUUGAAAUCCUUUUCCCAUGAGUGCUGUCUCUCUAUCUUCAUUUCAGCCAUUCAAGAAGCUUUUUUUCCUAAGUAGAAGACAUAAUAUCACUUGGUUUGGAUAUUUUAUAUGUAAUUUUUCAACUUUGUUUUGCUUUCUAAAAUUCAUUAUUUUGGCCUUAAGUCACUUAUAAACUGGAAAAUGGUUUAAUAGUCUAGACUAUAAGUGGUUAAAAAUUAGUAUGAAUUGUUUAACUUCUUAAUAAGUGUGGAUUUAAAAGUUUCAGUUUCUCAUUUUAUGAAAUGAAUUGCCUUUCUGGCAAUACAGCGCUGGGUUUUGGCAGUUGCCUUUUCAUUGUUUGGUUGAGAAGAAUUGCCAGCUGUUUAAUCUCAUAUGCCACUGGAAAAGAGGUGGUAUAAGCCUUUGUGAAGAACAUGAUAGAAAAGUGUGUACACAGGAAAUAGUAGCAUCUUAGACAUAGGAUAGGUGAGCAAGAUGCCGUGUAGAUUCCACUAACCAUAUACUAUAUCUGCUUCCUAGCUUUGUUGUUGCUGUUUUUUCCUUAUGCUGCUUCUGGGUUCAAAGUAGAUUAUAUCUAUUCCUAAAGUUUGGCGGGGGUGAUGUAGCUUUCACACACUCAAAUGUGUUUAAAUGUUUAUAAUUCUUAGUAACAGUCAUCACACACUGUGAGAUACAAUUGUCAAGCUGAUAAGAUAAUGAACCCGGCUUUCCAAGUGGAAAGUCUUACUGCUAGUCCUAGCUAUCCUCUGAUUUGCUGUGUGGUCUUAACAUGUGGUUACUUUUUCUGUGCUUUUAAAAAAAAUUCUUAAGGUAGAAUGAUACAUACCAACUACCCAUUUUAUAGAUAAUGACAAGAAUGGUGGAAAAUUAGUAAAUAGCUUCUUCACAAAAGAGGCAGCAUGAUACCUUUAGUGUUUUCUAGAUCCCCCUCCCCCAAUAUUACAUGUAGAAAUUUAUUAUGUGAGGGAAAUAUUAUGAAGUUUCAUUGUUUUAAAUUGAGAGUGUAUUAUUCACUGUUUUAGUUUUACUUAAUAUCCAUGAUGUCCAAUCUCUUACAUAGAGACUGUACAGAUUAGAUUACAGAUUAUGAUUAGAAUGUGUAUCUUUUAUAAUCUACGUUACAUUUGGUAAGCUGGAAUCACUCACUACCUCUGAUCACAUAUCAGGCUAACCAAUGAUGGAGAAGGCAUUAGAUUUAUGUCGAGUGUUAAGAACUGGUCUGUUUAAAGGUUUAAAAAAUUUGUUUGAAAACCUUUCCCUUCUUUAGUGAGUGAAUUAUUAUCUCACAAUUCUCUUGGUUUUGACCUUAUGUUUAAGAGUAUAAAUAUAUUUUAUUUUUAAAGGCUAUGUGUUGCCCUCAAACACUGGCUAAAACUCCUAGGGCAGGAUCAUUAGCACUGGCAGGACAGUGUCACCUAAACUGCUGAAUGUACUCAUUGAUAACCUGACAAAGGCUGUGCAUUGUUUCUUAGAGUGAUUUGUGGUGGCCAACUGCAAUGAUUGUUUAAAAUGCUGGUUCCUGGACACCACUCUCAAUCUAUUGAAGCAAAUCUGUUUGUUUUUCUCUUUUUUUCCUUUUUAAAAAGUUUCCUCAAGUGAUUCUGAUGUACCUUAUAAGUUGAGAACCGCUGGUCUAGUCAGAGGUUUCCACACUGGGCUGCAUAUUAGCACCUGGAAACUUUAAAAAAAUAUACUCUUGAAGAUUAUUACUCAUUAGUUCUUAGGUAGGGCCCAUGCACAUUUUAAAGAGCCCCCCAGAUAAGUCCAAUGCAAGGAACCACUGGUCUAGACUUUCUAGUGAUUUAUAUUUAUAAGGAGUGAAAUAGUUUGAAAGCUACCCAGUAACUCGUGGGAUUAAUCUUAUUAAAUAAAUUCUUAAACUGCUGCUUUUGAUAUAAAGUCAGAUUUAAGACUGAAAUAAAUAGCAGGCCGGAAAUAGGUAUAGAAUUCUGGUUAAUUGAACUUUUGUGACCUAUAUUUAAAUAAAUCAUGUUUAUUGAAUGAAUGGCAAGGCACAUGUACUUUUAGAAAUGUAUUACUUACAUUUUGAAGAUUUUUUAAAAUGUCAAGAAUAUAUAUUAGGAUCCACUAUUUUUAGGUCAAUUGUAAAUCAGAAGUACUGUUACUUUGGUAAUUAAAAUCUAAAACUUUAGCUGUAUCUCAGUAGCGUACAAACAUAUCUGACUAAAACUGAACAGAAUCCUUAUAAUUAGUCUUGCUGUAUUUUUGCACAAAAUUAUGAAUUGGUACUUGAGUUGAAAAAAUUGCCUAUGGUGUUUUAGUUGAAAAAAAUUGCCUUUGUUUUGAAACUAUAUCAUAUAUGUACUGAACUAAAGUGAUGGGAGUUAAUUUUGUAUUUACUUUGUAGGAGGUAUCAUGUAAAUAUGCAGACGUUGAAUGUAGUAUGGAUUGUGUCCGCAGUGAAUUUUUGGGUGGAUACAGUUUAUAAAUAUGCCAAUUAUAUACCCUCAUAUACUUGUCUGAUUUUGAGCUUGUAAAAUGAGGACUCCUUUUUACACAUUUAAUAAAGAAAAGAAAGGUCUAUGAA